This is a messenger RNA of Anoplopoma fimbria (sablefish), 5065 nucleotides long. RefSeq names its product chondroitin sulfate synthase 3 (gene chsy3). Lineage: Eukaryota; Metazoa; Chordata; Actinopteri; Perciformes; Anoplopomatidae. Bases 349 to 2781 code for a protein of 810 amino acids. The record is from RefSeq and is a predicted model, not a curated record. The transcript is spliced from 3 exons. Gene Ontology annotation, cellular component: Golgi cisterna membrane. Gene Ontology annotation, molecular function: glucuronosyl-N-acetylgalactosaminyl-proteoglycan 4-beta-N-acetylgalactosaminyltransferase activity.
CGGUAGCCAUGACGCUACGGUGAAUGAUAAGACGCCAGCGGGACUCUACUCCGGUCCGUCGGUACGGAAGAUUCAACGGGAUGGAACUUCGGUUUAAAAUCUUUCCAUUAAGGGCACGGUGUUGCGGUUUCUUGUGGGACUGGGGAGCCGUGGUGAUGGGGCGGGCCAGUGGCCGUUUAUCGAUAUGAUUUAUGCCAUCAUAAGUGUAAUUUUCCACUCCAGGUAGGACGUAUUAUCCCCCAGUGGUUCGCACAGAGAUGCUGGGUGUCCACACACGUCAGCACCCCCCACACAACGGCAGCAUUCAUUCACCGCAGAGCUAAACUCUCCGGGGCAUAAGAAGCAGCCAUGGCUGUGAAAUCAAGGAGACCGUGGACGACCGUGAUUUUCGGCGUCUUUCUCGGGUUCACCGUGUCCUCGUGGCUCAUCCUUCCUCAGGUUCUGGAGGGGAAAGGGAAGAAGUCUCCCGCGUGCACGCACCACAGCGACUCCUCCGUCGGUAAAGGUCCCGCCAUCCACGGGAACACCGCGGCUGUCAAAGACCGGGACAGCCCGCAGGUCAGCCAGGAGGAGGACAGGGUAUUCAGUACGGGGAACAGUAGCGGAGGUACCGGGAGACCUGCGAGCAGACCGACGCGUUUCCUCUAUGUCGGCGUCAUGACAGCGAAGAAAUACCUGCGGUCCCGCGCCGUGGCAGCGUACGAGACCUGGGUGAGCUCCAUACCGGGGAAGGUGGAGUUCUUCUCAAGCGCGGGGUCCGGGGCGAUCCACGUGCCGGUCCCCGUCCCGGUGGUCUCGCUGGCGGACGUGGACGACUCGUACCCGCCACAGAAGAAGUCAUUCAUGAUGCUGAAGUACAUCCACGACCACUACCUGGAUAAAUACGAGUGGUUCAUGCGCGCGGAUGAUGACGCUUAUAUAAGAGGCGAGAAGCUGGAGUUGUUCCUGCGGUCGCUGAACAGCAGCAAGCCCCUUUAUCUGGGCCAGACGGGCUUGGGCAUGGCCGAGGAGCUGGGCAGGCUGGCCCUGGAGCCCGGAGAGAACUUCUGCAUGGGGGGCCCCGGGAUGAUCUUCAGCAGAGAAGUUCUACGCAGGAUGGUCCCUCACAUCGGUACCUGUCUGAGGGAGAUGUACACCACCCACGAGGAUGUGGAGGUGGGCCGCUGUGUGCGGCGCUUUGGAGGAACGCAGUGUGUGUGGUCAUAUGAGAUGCAGCAGCUCUUCUAUGAGAACUACGAACACAACAAGAAAGGUUUCAUUGAGGAACUUCACAGCAGCAAGAUCCACAAUGCCAUUACGCUUCACCCCAACAAGAAGCCCGCUUACCAGUACCGGCUCCACAGCUUCCUGCUGAGCCGUGAGAUUUCGAGGCUUUGUUACCGCAGCAUCCUGCUCCACCGCCAAGGCUUGGUUAUGAGUUUCCUCAGCGAUACAGAGGUCCUGUGGGAGGACCAGCAGCUGGGGUCCCCGCCUUCCUACAUGCGCUACAAGCCCAAUGAGAGAAAUGAUGUAAUUGAGUGGGACUUCCUGACUGGCCGACAUAUUUAUUCUGCUGCAGAGAACAAGGUUGCCCGGCAGAGCCUUGGGAACUCGCUUCGGACCGCGCUGGAAGGCAUCAUUCUCCAGGUCAUGGAGAUGAUUAACGAGAAUUCGAAAACUCGUGGUCGCGUAAUUGACUUUAAAGAGAUCCAGUACGGCUACUACAGGGUGGAUCCAAUGCAUGGCGCAGAAUACAUCAUAGACUUACUGCUGCUGUACAAGAAACACAAGGGACGCAAAAUAACCGUGCCUGUGCGGCGGCACGCUUACCUUCAGCAAUCCUUCAGCCGACCCUUCUUUACCGAAGCUGACGAGCUGGAUGUGGCUGAACUCGUGGCUGCCAUCAACUCUGAAUCCCAAUCCCUUUCUUUUCUAUCCAACUCUCUGAAGUUCUUGUCACCUUUCCAGGUCUACGAAUCAAACAGGGAACUGUUGGAGCAGAGCCAGAGGAAGGUCAACAUCCUGGUCCCAUUAUCCGGUCGCUAUGACACCUUCGUCCGCUUCAUGGAGAACUUUGAGAAGGUGUGUUUGAUACCCAAACAAAAUGUUAAGCUCUCCAUCAUUCUGGUGGACAAUGAGAGGGAACAGACCGGAGGCAGACACAGUCAGUUAAUCAGAGACUACUACAGGAAGUAUCCCAAAGCUGACCUGUCCAUAAUCCCCAUGACAGGCAACUUCUCACGAGGACUGGCUCUUGAGCUGGGCUCCUCGCAGCUCGACAAUGACUCGCUACUUUUCUUCUGCGAUGUUGAUCUCAUCUUUAGUGGGGAUGCCUUGCAACGCUGCAGAGAAAACGCUGUCCAAGGGAGACAAGUCUAUUUUCCUGUUGUCUUUAGUCAGUACAACCCCAAGAUAGUGUACUCUGAGAAGGCCCCAACAGAAAACAAAUUUGUGCUGACCAAGAAAAAUGGAUUCUGGCGAGAUUACGGAUUUGGAAUCACCUGUGUUUUCAAAAGUGACUUACUGAAAGCCGGAGGUUUUGACACCUCAAUCUUAGGCUGGGGACUGGAAGACGUAGACUUGUUCACAAAAGUUAUUAACUCUGGUUUGAAAGUGUUGCGCAGUCAGGAACCAGGACUUGUCCACAUCUAUCAUCCCGUCCAAUGCAACACAAGUCUGGAGCAGAGGCAACACAAAAUGUGCCUCGGGUCGAGAGCGAGUACGUUUGCAUCGACAAUGCAGUUAGCAGAGCUGUGGCUGGAGAAACACAUAGAGGCGGGGUACAACAGAACUUCAUCCUGACACUCCAGCCCCCCCUGGAACCCUCCAUACAAGUUUACCUCAGUUCUGCUCGCAAGCAGACGGGCAAUUGACUGUGUGUGUGUGUGUGUGUUGAAGUGUGACUGUGGAUCAGAGGUCUUGUAGGCUGUCAAAUUUGACCUGGAGAGGACCCUGACAGUAAGUAGACUCAACCCCAAAGGGAUCCAGAGAAAAUCGCACACAAACACAAUAGAGUCUAGGAUUACGGCAUCCACUUUUUGGAAGUCUGCUACCUUAUCCAAUACCAAACAACUAACUUAAUACAAAUUUGCCGUUGGUACAUUGGACAUUCUACAGAUUUAUUGAUGUUUUAUUUACUGUGCCAACGAUGCGAAUAUAGAGCUCUGGGACCUUUAUUGCAGUUCCUUAGGGUUUGGUUUAGAGGUAACCAACUCUUACAUGUAUAAAUAACAAAUGCUUCUUUGGGGAGCCCCCAAGCGUUUUAUAUGACCCAAAGAUCAAACUUUAUCGCCUAAAAAAAAAUAUAUAUAUAUAUAUUUAUAUAUAUUAUACUAUAUAUGUAUAAGUGUUGCUGGUUCUAGUACCCAUCUGACACCAGCUGUAAUUGAGCCAGUAAGUUGAAUACUAUGCUCUUCAUGAGUGCAGUGAUUGUGGAAUGUUGAUGGCUGCUGUGCCAUGAGCAGUAUAGUCUGUUGCGUUACACAAUCUGUGUGUGUGUUUGUGUGAGAGAGACGGAGCUGGUCAACAUCAAUGUGCCACCUUGAAUCUAAGGGUUGGUAAUCUUGAGAAAAUAGCAAGAGUACGCUAGAUUCAACAACAGAAACCCACAGCCCAGUCCUCCAAAGACACUUAUCCAAAAUGAUCAUAAUUAACCUUAACAACGAACAUGGCUUUUGUUGAUACUCACAGCUGUUAUGCUAGCUGGUUUUGGAAGACUGUGAAGAGCAAUGAGUGCACCGGAGGGCAGUCAUUACAUUCUGACUGAGUGAAAUUAUUGAACAGUUGUGACAGCCACAGUUACCAGGUUAUUGUCUUUCUUUUUGUUGUCAGAGUAUUUGAUUAAUUGAUUGAUUGCUGUCAGGAUGUAAUGAGUAUUCAACAAAAAUAUUAAAAAAAAAUUGAAGAAGAUUACCAACCCUAGCUUUAAUCUCAAAAAUGAACCUUUUAGAACUUCCUUCCUGCCGUCUGUGUGGUUACUGCUCCUGCCAAGAUGAUUCCUGGUGUGCUACUCUGCUAAAUCUAUUUCAAUUCAAUUCAAUUCAGUUUAUUUUGUAUAGCCCAGAAUCACAAAUUACAAAUUUGCCUCAGAGGGCUUUACAAUCUGUGCACAUGCGACAUCCUCUGUCCUUCCCUCACAUCGGCACAGGAAAAACUCCCCUAAAAACCCCUUUAACAGGGAGAAAAAAGGAAGAAACCUAUGGGAGAACGACAGAGGAGGGAUCCUUCUCCCAGGAUGGACAGAAUGCAAUAGAUGUCAUGUGUACAGAAUGAGCAGCAUAACAGUUCAAUGUAUAUGACAUAAAUGAUUCAUAUAAUAAGACUACUUAUAAUAACAGCAGCAAUUAUUACAGUAGAAUUAUAGCCAUGAAAAACUAAAUUUAUUUAGUAUGUUUUUUAGCAGUUUCUCUAAUUUCCACUCUCAAGUGUAGUUGUUUUCUCUCUGACCUAUACUAGCCGCCAUGUGUUCACCGUGUUUAACGAGUGCAUGCCCAUCCAAAACAUGCCUGUUUAGAACGAGCUGAAUGUGUGGUCUGUGGUGUUUCUCGAGAAUUGCUCAUACCAACAACUUCACACUCAACACUGCACUUCCUUGGGUCCUGAGCAGUACACCUGCCAUGGCAUAGGCCCAAUCCCAACUCAUCCCUUGCCCCUACCACUUAGCCCUACCCCUCCGUUUAGCUUGUUAAAGUGUAGGGGUAGGGUGUGCAGAUUCUUGUUGUGAUCAUAGACUGCAUAAAAAAAAUUGGACGCAGUCAUCGUGACAUCGCCCACUGGUUUGUGCACUGCCGUUUUGAGGCCUUGAGUUUGGUGAUUUUGCUUUCUUCAUCUUGGAUUUCGGCCAUUGCCAUGUUUUUUUUUUCACCAACCAAUGAGCAGAAGUGACCAUAUUUGGACUGCAGAGGAGUUACGUAGAGACGCUGUAUAUGGCUCUGAUAGGGACAGCGACCUGUCAAUCACAGUAAGCCCGCCCUAAAGCAUACUCUGCUUUAUGGUCUAUUUGACUCCAAAUGGACCAUAAUUGACUAAAUGUACAUCAUUCUGUAUUGAAGAAGACUUGUUUACAAUGUUUACUGAGGCAAUAAAU